This is a messenger RNA of Pungitius pungitius (ninespine stickleback), 4624 nucleotides long. Its product is annotated as protein EFR3 homolog B-like. Gene Ontology annotation, cellular component: plasma membrane. The record is from RefSeq and is a predicted model, not a curated record. The transcript is spliced from 22 exons. Lineage: Eukaryota; Metazoa; Chordata; Actinopteri; Perciformes; Gasterosteidae. Bases 14 to 2836 code for a protein of 940 amino acids. Gene Ontology annotation, biological process: protein localization to plasma membrane.
GCCCAGAGUCAGCAUGCCCAGUUUACCCAGCAUGCCUAGAGUCUCCAUGCCCAGUUUACCCAGCAUGCCUAUGGGACUCUCCAUGCCCAGUUUACCCAGCAUGCCCAGAGUCUCCAUGCCCAGUUUACCCAGCAUGCCUAGAGUCUCCAUGCCCAGUUUACCCAGCAUGCCUAGAGUCUCCAUGCCCAGUUUACCCAGCAUGCCUAUGGGACUCUCCAUGCCCAGUUUACCCAGCAUGCCCAGAGUCUCCAUGCCCAGUUUACCCAGCAUGCCUAUGGGACUCUCCAUGCCCAGUUUACCCAGCAUGCCCAGAGUCUCCAUGCCCAGUUUACCCAGCAUGCCUAGAGUCUCCAUGCCCAGUUUACCCAGCAUGCCCAGAGGCGCCGCCGUCAUCUCUGGAUCCCGGAGGCUGCUGCAGGACUUCUGCUCCGUGUUGGACCACCAGACACCUGCAGGGGUGUGCGGCUGCUGCUGGGCGCUGCGUCCUCGCUACAAGCGCCUGGUGGACAACAUCUUCCCAGAAGACCCCGAGGACGGGCUGGUCAAAUCCAACAUGGAGAAGCUGACCUUCUUUGCCCUCUCGGCUCCGGAGAAGCUGGACCGCAUUGCCGCCUACCUGUCGGAGCGCCUCACCCGGGAACUGAACCGCCACCGUUACGGGUACGUGUGCAUCGCCAUGGAGGCGAUGGAGCAGCUGCUGCUGGCCUGUCACAGUCAGAGCAUCAACCUGCUGGUGGAGAGCUUCCUCAGUACACUCCGCCUCCUGCUGGAGGCCGAGAGGCCACACCUCCACAUCCUGGCCACCAGCUCAUUUGUGAAGUUCGCCAACAUCGAGGAGGACACAGCGUCAUACCACCGGAGUUACGACUUCUUCGUGUCCCGCUUCAGUGAGAUGUGCCACUCGGACCACGAGGACCACGAGACCCGCAACAGGAUCCGGGUCUCGGGGAUCCGGGGGCUGCAGGGCGUCGUCAGGAAGACGGUGGAUGACGAGCUGCAGGUGAACAUCUGGGAGCCCCGUCACAUGGAGCAGAUUGUCCCCGCCCUGCUGGUCAACCUGCAGCAGCACACACAGCCCGGCAGUGUGUCUCCAGCAGAGGAGACAGAAGUGUGCUUCAGGGAGCUUCUGGGACGAGCUGCUUAUGGACACGUCAACAACGCCAUCAGACCUGUACUGAUGCACCUGGACAGUCACAGUCUGUGGGAGGGACGAAGCUUCGCCGUUCAGUGUUUUCAGAUCAUCAUGUACUCCAUCCAGUCCCAACAUUCUCACCUGGUGAUCCAGCAGCUGUUGGGUCACCUGGACGCUAACAGCAGGAGUCCUGCCUCGGUCCGGGCCGGCAUCGUGGAGGUUCUGUCCGAAGCCGCCGUGAUCGAGGCCACUGGAUCUGUAGGUCCCACGGUACUGGAGGUGUUCAACACGCUACUGCGUCAGCUCAGGCAGAGCGUCGACUACCAGCUGACCGGUUACUAUGACAACGCCGGGAAGCACAAAACCACCUCGAAGGAAGAGGAAACGCUGCAGGACGCCGUCGUGCAGACUAUCGGAUCCUUCGCCAACACCCUACCUGUCUACCAGAGGUCAGAGGUCAUGCUCUUCAUCAUGGGGAAGAUCCCUGUACCCGGGAUCUACCCCGCCCUGGGGUCGCCCAACACCGGGUUAGAGGGCAGCAGGAUGAUCCAGGUGAUGUUGUUGAAGUCGCUCCUUCAGGUGUCGGAGCGCUAUGAGAGUGGCAACCUGCUGACGGCGUUGCCCUCGUCCUUCCUGGAGCCCCUGCUGUCCUUCACCCUGAUGGAGGACCCGGACAUCCGCCUGCUGGUCCUCUCCAUCCUCACCUCACUGGUGGACCGGCGCCACAACGCCGCCAGACUCACCUGCGCCAGUGUGGCGCUGCACGUGUCGGCGUUGGAGCUGAAGGAGGACCCGAGCUCUCGGCAGGACGUCCUGUUCAUCAGGAAGCACGCUCAGCGUCUCUACAGGCACGUCUACCUCACCUGUAGGGAGGAGAGCAGUGGGCGGGGCCACUACCAGGCCCUCUUCACCCUAUUGGCUGUCGUCAGUGUGGAGCUGGCCAAUGAGGAGGUGCUGGUGGACCUGAUCCGACUGGUCCUCGCUCUGCAGGAGCUGGCAUUAUCCAAUCAGGAGUGUCUGUCGGUGUUUAACCGCUGUGGUAUCCACGCCAUCUGCGCCGCGCUCCUCCACCUGUUGGCCCAGCUGGGCCCGCCUCCAGCUCUCCAGCACCACGUCACUCAGGUGAUAGAGGGUCGUCAUAGCAACGCGUCACACCUGCUGCCUGAUGAGCUCUUCUCUGACAAACACAGUCUCCCAGCUGGUGAGCUGAAGGUAGAUGAAGAGUUGCUGUUUGUCCAAUCAAGGCUCUGCGAGGCUCUGACAGGAAGUAGCUACAGCGCUCACACCGAGCGCAUCAACAUAGCGUACACACCCCAGAUAACAGAUGAGGACCGCCUGUCUAAGAGGAAGAGUAUCGGUGAUGUCAUCUCUCUGCAGAUAGACAUGCAGCCCGAGUUCUGUGCACAGCAGAGCCCUCAGGUGGAGCAGAUCACCUUUGAGACCCUGAAGAGCACCAUCGAAGACAGAGACGGCGAGGAAGAGGAGGAGUUGAGGAAGAGGAGGAUGAAGGUGGUGGAGAGGUUUCAGACUGCUCCCUUUGAGGAGAUCGCCGCUCGCUGUGGAUCCAGGUCGUCCCUGCUUCAGGCUCAGCUGGAGCGGGUCUUCGACCUGCUGGUUGGUCCUCCCCCGUCUCCGCCCGGUCCCUCGCCGCUUCGCUCCACUCCGCUCCACCAGAUGAAGUUCCCCGACCUCUGUGUCUACUGAACGAGUGAAGUGUCUGUUUGGGAAACCAGAGACAUCGAACUCCUGAUGGUUCCAACAUCUCACAGAUAUUCAGCUUUUAAAUGAAGCUCCUUCAGAUGUUCUUUGACCUGAGGGUGCAGCUGUGAAAUGUGAUUUAACAAAGAUUCAGCAGAUCGAAUGCUUCUCUCCUUUAGAGUUCCACAACGUUCAGGUCCAAUGCUGAGGGACCUGGGUUCUCUCUGACCCGGGUCCCUGUAGGCCAGAGAUGUGCAGGAUGACCCCGUCGGAUCCUCUCCUACCAACGAGUCCAGCCAUUUGAUUGGUUUAGCUGCAGGUCUGACGUCGUGAACUUCAUCUGGAGACCAAGUGACUAGAACAGCCGUCAGCGUUCCAACCUUUGUUCUUCAAAUCCUCAUCUUCAUGUUUCAACUCCUCCACACUUUCAUCUAUUUAAACCUUUGAAAUACUAAACCACUUUGAGGACAGUCCAGCUCUGAAGCUUCAGCUUUCUACAUCUUCUGCUUUCAUUCAUAUCAAUCAAAUUCUUUCUUCUUCAACUUUAAAAUGCUUCUUCUUCCUCAAUCUGUGAGAUUUACAUGAGUGUGUGUGGGGCUGGUUAGAGACGACACUGAAGACCAGCCUCCCAAUCCGCUUCAAAAAGACUAUUUUUGUCCUUAUUGCCACAAUUUCUCAUAUUUGGAUAGAAUUGUGGUGGAUGAAGCAGAAGGAGGAGACGUAUGAAGCAUGUCUCAUGAGCAGAGUCUCACACUUCCAUCAGCUUGAUCACGGCUCGCCAUCACCGUGGCAACCGCACCGAGACGCACUCUCUUCUUCAGACACCCCCCCCUCUCAUUCACCAGGCCUGUCAUUUCAAAAUAAAACCCCCCCAGUGGAGUUUCUACCUUCUGAUGGACUGGAGUCAUUCAGAAGCCUCUUCAAACGUCUGGUUGUGUUUCUGUUUCCUCCCUGUUGGCUCUUCAUCUCUCUCUCUCUCUCUCUCUCUCUCUCUCUCUCUCUCUCUCUCUCUCUCUCUCUCUCUCUCUCUCUCUCUCUCUCUCUCUCUCUCUCUCUCUCUCUCUCUCUCUCUCUCUCUCUCUCUCUCUCUCUCUCUCUCUCUCUCUCUCUCUCUCUUUGUCUCUCUAUCUUUAUCACUGCCUCGCUGUCUCUCACUCUCUAACAUAGUAGUCGUGUUAGUUGCUACUACUAGUAUUUCUACUGCUUUUAAUACUACAACUACUACUAAUAUUACAAAUACUUCUAUGAAUAAAAGUGUAAUUGUCACAACAGCUGAUAUUACUACUAGUGUCUACUGCUAUUGAUUCUAAAACUACUAAUACGAGCCGUACCACAACAAGUACUACACCUAAUACUAGUACUAAUAUUACUACAAAUACCUUUCAUCCUUCGGUCGGCAGCUAGUUUGUAGUUUGAAACGUGGGACUCCUGAAAGGAUGCAGUUAACAGACCAAUCACAGCCUUCGGCCUUCAGUCCAUCCCCAAAAAUAAAGUAACAUCCAGCAGAAAAACAGUGGCGGAAGAAUACGUGUAGAGAGGCCGUGAGGAAUAGAAACAGACUACAAACUCAUAACUAUUUCAGUAUAAUCCAGUUUAAAAAGGCGCAGGCAGUAGUGAGGACACGCUGGAGGACGCUUUGUGACAAUAGGAAACCCCAGCAGGAGAAGUGUGAGGGACGAUUAGAAGACGUGGGGACAGAAGAGGGUCCUGUCCUGAAAGCUGAGACAUGAAGAUACACAAUAACAACGUGUCUGAGGAAGAAAAGCAAACAGACGGGACACAAGAUGGGAGGAG